CGACAUAGUCUAAAUUGAAAUAAAAACGAUCCUCGUCCAAAAAAUAAAAAUAAUUGAAAGAGAAAGAGAACGAGUUGACUCGGUGAAAAAGAAGAAUGGGUGAGUCGGUGACUCGGAUAAUGGUUGGAGUGAACGAGUCAAGCAUGAAGGGUUACCCACACCCUUCGAUCAGUAGCAAAGGUGCUUUCGAAUGGACGAUUAACAAGAUCGUUCGUAACAACGUUUCUUCUUUCAUUCUUCUCUUUCUUCAUGUUCAAGUUCCCGAUGAAGAUGGUUAUGAAGACGUGGAUAGUGUUUAUGCAUCAAAUGAAGACUUUAAGAACAUGAAAGAGAAAGAAAGGGUUAGAGGGACUCAUCUACUGGAAUACUUUGUCACUAGGUGUAAUGAAAUUGGGGUGGCUUGUCAAGCAUGGAUAAAGGAGGGUGAUCCCAAAGAAGUGAUACUGAAUGAGGUUAAACGGCUACGUCCAGAUUUACUAGUUGUCGGAAGCAGAGGUCUUGGACCUUUCCAAAAGGUUUUUGUUGGGACUGUUAGUGAAUUUUGUUGGAAGCAUGCUGAAUGCCCUGUCAUGACUAUCAAACGCAAGCCAGAUGAAACUCCUAGGGACCCUGUUGAUGACUAGUAUUUUGACAUUGGAGAUUGAUUAUAUGUGUUGGUGUUGAACAUAAUGAAGAUUAGUCUAUGGAGUUGUUCAGUGUAGGAACACGUGCAUGAUCUCGAACUUUUUGAGCUUUCUUGCCCUUGUUCCUUCUGUCUUUUAUCUGUGUAUCUUUCUGCUGUUGUUGAUUACUUUGAAUGUACAAAGCUAUACGUUUGUGUGGUUUGUACUCUCCAUUGCUUAGAAUGCAAUGGUGUAAUAGUAUUCAAUAAUAUACAUGUCAUGCAUGAAUUGAAAAUUUGCCAUUCAGGCAAAGAUUGCACAUGGGUGAUUGUUCUUUCUUUUUC
Messenger RNA from Cicer arietinum (chickpea), 946 nucleotides. RefSeq names its product universal stress protein A-like protein. Gene Ontology annotation, molecular function: AMP binding. The record is from RefSeq and is a predicted model, not a curated record. Lineage: Eukaryota; Viridiplantae; Streptophyta; Magnoliopsida; Fabales; Fabaceae.